Molecule: messenger RNA, 2162 nt
Organism: Vigna umbellata (rice bean)
Lineage: Eukaryota; Viridiplantae; Streptophyta; Magnoliopsida; Fabales; Fabaceae
Product: chaperone (DUF3353)
Cellular component (GO): chloroplast membrane
Source: RefSeq, a predicted model, not a curated record
UGAUGAUGAUUUAUCAAUCUUCACAUCAACGGUGGUGAGUGUCCCGUCACUGAACAAAACAAAAAUGUGGCUGUGGCUGUUGCUGUUGCUGUUUCAGUUGAAUGUUACUAUUUCAAACACUCUUCCCUCACUCACUCCAAGCCUCACAUUCCUUUUAUUUUUUUUUAAUUUUCUUUCUCCAAACGCUUGAAUAAUUAUUACAAUUACAAUACUAAUAACCACAACGUAACAUGGCAUCCACUCUCUCCCUCCGGCCCGACCGACUCUCGCCCGGUUCAUCCUUCCUCAGACCGCCGGUUCGCCCUCCCCUGCACAAACCAAUCGCGGCCGAGCAGUGGCGCGCCGCGCCGCCCCGGAUACAGUGCCGCCGCAGGACGGUGGCGCCGGUCCAUGCCGGCUCUCGCGCCGAUGACUCCGCGCCGUUCGAGAUGUCUGUGGAGAACGCGCUGAAGCUGCUGGGCGUGUCGGAGGGCGCGUCCUUCGAUGACAUACUCCGCGCCAAAAACGCCAUCCUCGCUAAUUGCAAAGAUGACCAAGAUGCCGUUGCUCAGGUUGAGGCUGCAUAUGACAUGUUGCUUAUGCAGAGCCUAACUCAGCGGAGGGCAGGGAAAGUAGCAAACAGUAAUGUUCGUUAUGCUGAUGUCAAGCGUGUGAAACCCCCAACAGCGGGAUCAAUGCCGCAAUGGUUGAAGAAUUCACCUGUGUCAGUUGAGUCACCUUCCACCAGUGAUCUCGGUUUACAAGCUGGAGUGUAUGGUGCAUUAAUGGGUUUAACCUAUCUUAAUGGGGCUUCUACACCCGUUGCAGCUUAUGCCGGGGCUGAUGUUCCUGGACUACUCUUGGCUGGUAGCUUUGGUGCUUCCCUGUACUUUAUGACCAAAAAGAAUGUUAAGUUAGGGAAGGCCACUGUCAUAACCAUAGGCGGGCUCGUAGCUGGCGCUGUUGUAGGGUCAGCGGUAGAGAACUGGUUGCAGGUAGAUAUUGUCCCAUUCCUGGGUAUACACUCCCCUGCUGCUGUUGUUAGUGAAAUCAUUAUUAUAUCUCAAUUCUUGGUUUCUCUGUACCUAAGGUAAACACGAAAGCAUGGUGAUCUUGCAUUAAAUUGUGAAACUUGUAAUUAUUCAUUUGCAUGCAGCAUGUUCAUACCCUAAGGUAGACAGGCAAGGCUACUGUUAUUUCUUAUAACCAUAGGACUCAUAGCUGGCCCCCUGUGGUUGUGUCAGCUGGAGAGAACUGUUAUACCGUUUCUGGGCAUACGCUCCCUGCUGCUGUUGUUAGUAAAAUCAUAACUAUCUCAUAUCUUGUUUUAUCUGUACCUAAGGUAGACAGGAAAAUAUGGUGAUCUUAUUUGAAAUUGUGAACUUGUAACUAUUCAUUUGCAUGCAGCGUGAUCAUACCCAAGCUAUUUUACAGGAUGUGAAAUCAUUGCAUAUUUGUACAAAACUGUGAAUAGAAUGUAGUCCCUCAUCUGCAAAUGCGUGAAACUUACAUUGGAAAGGUGCAUAUUUAUGUUCACAGUUGGUGAGCAAAUGAGCAUUUUGCAAUCCCAGUAGUCCGUCUUGCUUUGUUUAAUAAAUAGUCCUAGAAAAAAACACUUGGGUGUUCGGUUUCCUUUUUAGUCCUUUAAAGGUGUUUAUAACACUUCAUUUUCUUACUGGUUUCCGAAUGUGAAACACUAUGUCUGUUUAUAUCUGUGUACAUCUUUAUGUGUUAUGGGUCCUCUCAUGAUGGGUUCUGUUGCUCUGCUUAGCAUUUUUAUGAUGUAUAUCAAACCAUGCUGUUUCUUUCAACGUGCUGCAUUUUGGCGUUUUGUAUCAAAGCUUUAUGAUAAUGCCUCUGUCUUGUGUUUUUCCGGUGGGUCAUAAGUGCUGGCCUCGUACAUCUCUCACGUACAGACUGCACCCUCACCCUUUUCAGCACGCGACCACAAGUCGUGUUUAGAUAAAAAUAAAUAAACUAGAAUAAUGACAACACAAAGGCACGAAAAUUAUCUUAUUUCUUCAAAUGUUAGGCUAGUUUAUAGUCACACAAACAAUAGCAAAAGUUUGCGUGGUUUUAAGUCUUCUUUUGCAAUGUCAAAAUUUGAGUCUGGGAAACUUUGUAAAUAAAUGCAACCUCGCCGAUCCAAUCAAGUUUCCAUUAGUUUCUUGGGAAAAGCCUAC